UCUUGCGGCGCGACAUACAGGCGCGAGUCUUUGAACGUAGGCUUGGCGGCGUCGCCAUGGAGACGCGGCCUAGCCGGGCGGACGGAGCGUUCCCAGCGCACCCUGAGGGAGUCCUUAGCGGGGGUCGGACAAAUCUGAGGAGGAGGGUGGAGACACGCGGCUGGAGAUCCCUGGCAGAGGAGAAAGAGGCCCAGUUGCCGCAUCCGUUCCCCGCCCCACACUCGGCUAGCUCCGACCUCUGCCCUGUUGCCAUGGCGACGGGCUCGUAGAAGCGGGAGCGUCCUCCACGAGGCCUAGCGGCGGUUCAGGCCCUCCGCUUGUGAGAAGUUUCUGAGGAAAGUCAGGAGAGGCCGGCGCUGGUUUUGCGCUGCACCUGCCGGAUCCCGCAUAUUCGUACAACCCUGUUAGGAUAAUACGCUUUUCGGAUUUCGUUGGCCCUUGGGCCAUUAUUUAAAUGUGCAGCCAGGCCUUGUUUUAAAACCAGUUUAAAAUUUUUAAAGUGGGGGCAUGGAGGAACCGACCUCGGAUCUGAAAAGACUGACGGGCUGCCGUGCUUUCCCCCUCACAUAACGUUUGGCAAGAUUUUGGAGGCAUCAGUUUUCAGCAGUUCAAGAAGGAUUUUGUGCAGCCGUUUGUGCAAAAUCCGAGCUUGCCUAAAGCGAUAAACUCAGAAAAUCCGAAAUAACAAGUGGAGUCUGGCCUGGAUGGUAUGAAAAAUACAAAAUUCGGAAGAGAAUGAAAAUCAGCAGUUCUGAAAGACCUGGGAAUAUAAAAAGAAAAGAAGAAAAAGUAGACCUUGAAUAGAAGAUGGCCUCCUGUUUAUACGAUUGCCUUUGUGAAGCAGAGCUUGAGAAAUACUUUCCCCAUUUUAGUGCCCUUGGCUUUCAGAGGAUAGAUGAACUUGCCAAGGUCUCCAUGAAAGAUUACACCAAGCUGGGGGUGCAUAACAUGAAGGACCGCAAGCGCCUCUUCCAGCUCAUUCGAAUAAUCAAAAUGUUGCAGGCAGAAGAGGAAGCAAUGAGGAAAAAACAGCAUUUACAGACAGGUGCUCUCUGCCUCCAGCCUCAGGCAGCUAGAUGUGGCCCUCGAAGACAACUGCACUUUGAUUCCCUCUCGGAGGAAAGAGAUGGAGGGAGAAAGCAGCUUGAGCCUGAAUUGUGUGCCUUAUCCAGUUGCUCUGUAAAUGAAGAUAAAGAUGAUUUAGCUGCAGUGUUGAGCCACGAAGCUGAAUACAAAAGACCUAGGAAAGACUCUUUGAAUGCUGCUGCAGCAUGGACAGAACAUAAACUGGGCAUUCCAGCUAUCAGUUCAUCUAACGAUAUUGCUCCUCUCCUAGGGGAUGCUGAAGCCCCCAUUGUACAAAGAGUAGCUCAUAUUUCAGGUUAUAAUUAUGGAGUGCCUCAUUCUUGUACAAGACCUAACGCUUCUGAGAAGGAGACCCCGUGGACAGAGACUGACAAGAUCCGUGUGUGCGUCCGAAAGCGUCCCCUUGGCUUAAGAGAAGAGAGGCGUGGGGAAGUGAAUAUCAUCACAGUAGAAGACAAAGAAACCCUCCUGCUCCAUGAGAAGAAGGAGGCUGUUGACCUCAGCCAGUACAUUUUGCAGCAUGUGUUUUACUUUGAUGAAGUUUUUGGGGAGGCCUGUUCCAACCAGGAUGUGUACAUGAAGACUGCCCACCCCCUCAUUCAACACAUUUUCAAUGGCGGCAACGCCACCUGCUUUGCAUAUGGGCAGACGGGUGCUGGCAAGACCUAUACUAUGAUUGGCACUCACCAAAACCCAGGACUCUACGCCCUGGCUGCUAACGAUAUCUUCAGGCAAUUGGAAGCAUCUCAGACUAGAAAAGACCUCCAUGUCUGGAUCAGCUUUUAUGAGAUCUACUGUGGACAGCUUUAUGACCUGCUAAAUGGAAGGAAGAGGCUUUUUGCAAGGGAAGACAGUAAGCAUAUUGUGCAGAUAGUUGGGCUGCGUGAGGUCCAAGUGAACACCGUCAGCCUGCUACUAGAGGUAAUUCUGAAAGGAGGAAAAGAGCGCAGUACCGGGGCAACUGGAGUCAACUCGGAUUCCUCCCGUUCUCAUGCCAUUAUCCAGAUUCAGAUUAAGGACCCAGCAAACAGAGUGUUUGGAAGGAUCUCCUUCAUUGACCUGGCUGGCAGUGAGAGAGCUGCGGAUGCCAGGGACUCUGACCGGCAGACGAAAAUGGAAGGUGCAGAAAUAAAUCAAAGUCUUCUAGCUCUGAAAGAGUGCAUCCGCGCCCUGGAUCAGGAACAUGCUCACACUCCCUUCAGGCAAAGCAAACUCACUCAGGUCCUGAAAGAUUCUUUUGUUGGCAAUUCCAAGACCUGCAUGAUAGCCAAUGUCUCCCCCAGCCACAUUGCGACUGAGCAUACCUUAAACACCUUGCGCUAUGCAGACAGGGUGAAAGAGUUGAAGAGAGGCAUGAAAUGUUGCACACCUGUCGCACAGCGACGGCGAACGCCAGGCAGCGUAUCUCCCAAACGCAUUCAGAGUUCUCUUUGCAUGCAAGGUGGGGAAAAGAGCUCUCCUAAGAAAGUGAAGCUGGGGUUGCAGCACCUCCCAACACCUACAGCUUCCAAGGUGAAGGCUUCACCUUUGGGCUUUCACCCGCUGCACCCUCCUUUCUCUUCCACCCCGAAAGGACAGGCCCGCAAAGGUCAUUUUGGUGCUCUGUGGCUCGGCCGCACCAGCCCAGUUAAAGGCGUUCCGAGGGCAGGACCAGCGGCCAAAAAGACAACGGAAGACUCACUGCUGCAUCCUGGGAACAGCCUCAUUGGGAAGGACUUUGGGUCCAGGAGAGAAAGCGUCCAAGCAGACAGACCUCGAGCCAAGUGCCUGAAAGCCCAACCUGUGCAGAAACAGCUCAUUUCCAGAGCUGAUUUUUCCCUUGCUGACACGGACCAACCAUCCUUCCGCACGGAGGACGGCGGGAGAGUGUUUGCAGAGCAGUGCACUGCAGCAUGGACAAGGCUCCCGCCCCACCAGAAAGACCGGGAGCAACACCUCCGCCUUUACCACCAGCAGUUCCAGCAGCCUCCUAUUCUGCAGCAGAAGCUGAACUACCAACCCCUGGAGAAGUUCUUGGCCCAGUACAUGCCUCAGGAGAUCCGGGUGAAGCAGGAGCCCCCUUGCCACGCUCUGGCAUCUCCUCCCCAGUGCCGUGACGAGACGAUGCAGCUGGAGGACCUGGAGGACAGUGACUUCAGCGAGGAUUCCUUCUCCGUCGGUCCCAGCCGGAGGAAGCCGGAGGCAGAAGCCGGAAGGGAAUGCAGCCAGGGGGGUUCGUUUUUCCUUCAUCAGAGAGAAUGCGCUGAAGGGCAGGAAGUCCAGGGUGGGCAAGACCUGCUUUUCAAACCGUGCGAGCUUGAGAGUAAAGGCACAGCCUUGCUGGGGGCGGAGGAGGCCUGCAUGAGCUGCGAGGAAGGCAACAGCAGUCUGCUGGACUGGAGCACAGAGGACACCUCGGCAGGGAGUUCUUCUCCAAAGAAUGACGUGCCAGAGAAGCCUUACUGCUCGCAAGACAACACUGUGUGCGACAGGCUAAGCACCGAAGAAUCGCUUCUGGGGCAAAAAGAGCUCGGAUGCACAGAUCUACCUCUAAGCUGCCCUGAUGAACAAUUCCCUGGGCCAAAAAAGGCAAUGCAAAGCCCACCUUCGGCCCAUACCUUGGGAUCCCCAAGCUGUGAUGUGGGCGGCUUGAUGGAAGACUCUUUCAAAGGGAAAGAUGGUCCUCUUUCAGUAACCGCAGGAAAAAGGCAUCUCCAAACAGGAACAGGCCUUUGUGGGACUCUGGAUUUUUCAGUGGAUGUUGCUGCUAGAGAGACGACCCCUUUGGCUGUAAACCUUCUCAAUGCUUUGACAACACGCAAUCCAGAAGACAACCCUUCCCACCAGCAGCAAGGAAAGGCUCCACAGGAGGAGGAGAUGGUCCAAAAGAAACCCUUUGGCCCCAGAAAGCGACUGGACGAGGGCACCAGGCACCUUCAUGGGGAAAAAGCAUCCCCUGCGCCCAGUCUAUAUGAAACGGGUAAUUGGAGGGGGAAAGUUGGCUUGGUGCUUUCGCCGCAAGCCAAGACUGAGUGGCUUUCGCAGCCUUGUCAGAGCCCAAAGGUUUCUUCUCCCUUGGGCUUGAGUGAACUGUAUGGUUGUAUUUGUGGAUACUCGCCCAGAGAUGGAGGCCUGGUGGAUCUCCUCUCCCCACACAGAGACAGCGGGGGCACCCUGCUCCUUAGUAACCUGCAGGUCAGUGAGUAUGUGACCAGCCCACAGUAUGAUGCAGACACUGAAGCAACCAUGAUUUCCUCAUUGAGCUGUUCAGGGCAAUUCAGCCUGGGGGAAGAGGGUGGCUUCAAGUCCAUGACACAGCUCAAACAUACCGAUACAGAGAGGAAAACCUCCAUUUCAAAGGCACUCUCCAUCUCUAAUGAUUCAGGGAAGAAGGAAUUCGCUGGGGAGAGCAUCACACCGCAGCCCAGCUUGGCAUUUGGGAAACUGGAACUUGGCCAUUUGCAGGAAGCAUUCAAAUUGACAUUCAGUAGUGAUGAAAUGGGGCUUCUUAAGAAUGAAUUUUCUCAGAAUAUGCUUAUGCACACACCUUCAAACGAUGCAGAACAGGAUUCAGGGGUUGUCUCCAAAGAGGUGAACACCAGGUCUUCCAAGAACACACUGAAUUCUUCUAGCCCACAGGAUUUAUCUCCAAGCUCACUCCAGUAUAAGGAAGCUUUAGGAAGGCAGUUUGUGCUCCAAAUCCAUCAGGAACAGCUGGAUGAAAUGGCAGCCUUGUGUUUCCAGGAAGAGGGCUUGAUCAGUAAGAUGUCAGAGCUGGAUUUCGAGGACUUUGUGGCGCAGCUAGAUGAAAUCCUGGCGCUGAAAUCCAAAUGCAUCCAAAGAUUGCGAAGCCAGCUGCAGCCUAUUCUAGCUGCUCCUGCAAGUGGGACGGCACCAGACAACUUCCCUAUGAAAUAGCAGCAUGGGUGAGGACUGCGCUGAAGCAUUUGACCUUCAGUGAGCAGCAGCUCAAGACAGUGAGGACUUCCAAAAGUUUGGGUCUUCUACAUGGCAUGUGCUUGAAGACUUAAGGCUUAACUUUAGCAGCAUAAACUCAGCGGAAGUCCAGAUUGUGUGCUCUGCCAUUCAUCUAAAUACUUGACCACUGUGGCAAGACUUUGAGAGGUGGAUAAAGUGAUCCCUUUUCUCCUGCCAUCACUCAGGCAACUUCACAUUUAUGGCAGUUUUGCGUACUGACAAAAAACAAUAGAAAACCCAGCCAGAUGGGCAAUCAGAACUAGUCCUGUUCUCAGGCAGUGUAGCCUUUGAGAAAGCAGUACUAGCUACUACCAAAGCCCCAUAUGGCUAGGCUGCUUUGGCAGUUUGAAGUGUCUAAAGUAUCGAGAGCCAGCGGACCUGCUUAUCGGCAUUACAGAUCAGAGACACAGAGUUCACAUUCUUGUAGUUAUCCCUCUCUUCUCCCCUCAGCCAUAUUUACCAAGCAUUCUACACUUGUGCCUUGGCGAUCUGCUCAUCAGGUGCUUCCACACUAACUAAAAAGGUUUAUUUUCAGAUUUGCCCUUCCUUUUAAAAUUGCAUUUUAUUUUCAGGAUUCACUUUCUUUUACGGUUGUAUCUUUUUUUGACUGUAAGCUUUAAAACUGUUUUUGAUGUUGUAUUUUAUAUUGUUGUAACCCAUUCUGGGACCUUAGUGUGAAGGGCAGGCACUAAAUUAAAUAACAACAGUGAAUUUCAGUCAAGCCUGGGUGGGCAUCACUUUGCUCCACCCAUGACCUUCAAGAGUUUCGUGAAGAUGGGUUAGAAGACGCAAGCCGUCAGACUGCAAGUGGGAAGGCAGAGUGACAUGGUGCCUGAAGCCUUUGCAUGACUGUCGUAAACAUGAUGUGCCUAACAGCUCUGUGAAACUGGUGCUCUCUUGUCUCGCUAGACAGGAUUUCUAAGCAGAACUUUUGACAGAACCAAGCCACUUUUAUCAAGCCAUCAACACUAGUCUGAACGAACAGAACUCAAUCCAACUUGUACAAAAAUAGGUGAAUACUUGGUUUAUGGCAGCAGCCCCAAAGAGGAUGCAAGCAUUGUGGACAAUAGCUAGUCCAUCUUGUGAAUGAGGCUUUUCCAAGAUGGUGGAGAGAAACAAUAUUAAAAGGAUUCACAGAAAGUGAUAACUGGAAUUUUUGAAACCCCAAACAAGAGCAUAGGGCAGCAAAAGCCAGUAUCCUUUAAAACCUUGUCUUACUUGGAGAACAGAGUGCUGCACAUCACGAUAGCUGCUCUUAAUUUGUUUCUUUCCAUGCGUCAGGGAGACAGCACAGUCAGGAGUUGAGAUUUACUCUGUCAAGCCCAUCACUUAUGAAAGAUGGGCUUUGUAUCCAUUAACAGGGUUGUUCCACCCCAAGGUUCAUCUAAGUUGGAAGUUUAGCAGUCAGGCGGCAAUAUUUUCCACUUGCGUGGUGCCUCCAGACUACAUGCGUACCCUUAUUUCACAAGAGUAGCAUCAGCAUUCACAUGCCAAUAGAUGCCACCAUCUCAUCUCACCCCGUUCUGGCUUGACCUUUGUGACUUCAACACAACAGUUCAGGGGUCACAGCACUGUCCUUAAAGCAACAUUGGUCAUUCCCUUUCCCACAUAGCAAGCACCAACUAACCAAGUCACAUUCAGAGCAGCAAAAGCAGCUCUUUGACUGACCUUUCCCACUGCUAAAGGAAAUCAUGUGCACAUUAAGUCCUGGUGCAGGUACGUUCCUUGGCAGGUAUAAACCCAGCAGGGACACAGUUCCUGCUUUUCAGGUACAAAUUAACCAAUUAGUAAAAUGGUCGAGAAUCUAGCUGAGUGGCAUUACACAAGAGCUGUGUACUACAAUACAUGGACAUGUUUCUAAGAGUUCUUUGUUUUAAGAGUCAGUAGGUUAAAGUGAAUUCACUUAGAAUAUUAUGCAUGUUGCUUUUAUACUGAAUUUUUAAUUGAAGUAAAAAGAGAAUUGAGCAAAACUUGCACAGAGGUCUAAAUUGUGUCAAAUUCAGUAUUCUGAUAAAAUGAAAUUUGGUUUGAAUGCAAAAGUAAUUCACAGCAUGGCAGAAGUGCUAAAUAGCAGCAGCAGCAG
Molecule: messenger RNA, 7126 nt
Organism: Podarcis muralis (Common wall lizard)
Lineage: Eukaryota; Metazoa; Chordata; Lepidosauria; Squamata; Lacertidae
Source: RefSeq, a predicted model, not a curated record